Umbelopsis ramanniana AG is the source of this 483-nucleotide messenger RNA. RefSeq lists its product as uncharacterized. NCBI's taxonomy places the organism in Eukaryota, Fungi, Mucoromycota, Umbelopsidomycetes, Umbelopsidales, Umbelopsidaceae. The record is from RefSeq and is a predicted model, not a curated record. The transcript has a single exon. Gene Ontology annotation, biological process: autophagosome assembly; protein folding in endoplasmic reticulum. Gene Ontology annotation, cellular component: membrane; endoplasmic reticulum; EMC complex. The coding region runs from base 20 to 367 and encodes 115 amino acids.
CCCCAUCUUCAAAUCAGUCAUGAGCGCGGAUGCACAAGGAUCAGGAACUGAAGACGUCCACAAAUACGUACCAAUGUAUAUGGCGCAUAAUGCCAAGACGAUGCAAUUUGCACGAGCAGGACUGGCUGCCAUAAGUGGAUCUGCAGCUGGAAUUCUUGGACUCAAAAAUCUAUAUGGAUUCGCCUUUUACGCCGUGAACUGGGUGCUCAUUUCUUUUCUUCUACUCGCCAUCAAGACUCAAUUCAAACCUCAUUUGUUCUUCAAGGGAGGUGCAAAAGAUAUAUUUACUGACGGUUUCAUAGGAGGACUUUUGUCUUAUAUCCUUUUCCAUACUUUUCUAUACGGCUUAGUCCAUUUGUACCAAUAAACAUCACCAUUCGGAUAUACAUUGUAAACCAUACAGACACUUUCGUCAAUUGACAGAUCAUAUACGUGAAUAUUUUUCCAAUGAGCAGUUAUUAAAAGGCAGAAAUUUAACAGAAA